AUGAGUAGACGAAUAUCAAUCACAAGAGAUAUCGCAAACAUAGGAUACACUUCAUAUCAACCUGUUCCUGCUUCAAGUGAAAGUACAAGUGCAAGUUCAGAAGCUACUUCAUCACCUUAUAUUCCAACACCAUCAUCUUCAAGUGAAUUACCUUUACCUGAAACAUCAACGUCAACAUCGAACAGCAACAGAAAUAGAUCCGAGUAUCAACAUCAACAUCAACGUACUUUUAGUCAAUCUCAACGAUAUCAACAUCAACAUCAACAUCAACAGCAAAGAAUAUCUAAUGGAUCUGAACCAAGAUCAGGCCCAAGAUCAGGAUCAGGAUCAGGAUCAGGAUUAGGAUUAGGGACAUUCCUUUCUUCCUAUUAUUAUCCUGAAUCAACAAAUCGUAUAAUGAACGAUAAUAUGUCGGCAUCAUCUUCAGGUGAACCAGAAGAACCAAUGGGUAGAUUUGGUUUUGGAUGGGAUGGUAUCAGAUCAGGUGGUGAUCUACUCGAAGGUGUAAAUUUGUUAUCACCUUCACCUCGUUCAUCGUCAUCUAAUCUAAACAAUUCAGGUGGUGGUGGAUAUACUAAUCAAGGACCAGAUGGACAUACCUCACCAUCAAUAAUGGAUUUAGCAGGCUCAAGUGUACCGCAUAUCAGAGAACCACCUACCGUACAAAGUGCUUUUACAAUCCAUAAUCCUUGGAAUGAGAAUACAGGAGGAAAUGGAAGUGGAAGUGGUAGCAACAGCGCAUUUAGUGGUGGUAAUAGUAGUAGUAACAGUAGUGGAUUAAGAACAUGGCAACCUGGACCUUCAUCUUCGUCUUUAUCACAAUCAUCACAAUUAUCACCAUCUCAACAGCAACAGCAACAGCAACAACAACAACACCAAGCAUCUCAUGUACAUCAUCAAUCAUCUGUUUCACCUUCAAUCAUUAAUAGACAAAUAUCAGCUUCACCACAUUUAUCACAUCUUGCACCAUCAAACCCGAAUCAAUCACCUUACUCAAAUUCAAAACAUUCCGCUUCUGCUUCUCCAGUAACUUCAGGUUCAAUGCUACCGCCUCCCAACCCAAAUUCAAAUCCAAUGUCAAUGGGAAGAUCUUGGUCAGAACCUACUAUACCUGAAAAUACACCUCAUAGCGCAGGAUAUCCAGGUAUAAUGUAUGGAAACGUGCCUUUACCUGAAGGAUAUUCUACUACUCCUCCUUUUGGUGGUAGAUCAAUUGAUCAUGUCAAGAUUGGUCCGGAUGAAUAUUCUCAAGCAAUCGAAAUGUAUAAUUAUCUCUUAUCAGCUAUACCACAUAUCAGUCCAUCAUCACAAUCUUCACCACCGGAUCAAUCCUCUUCAGCGAACAAACAGUCUUUCGAAUCAUUGAUAUCAUUGGCAUCAGAUAGUUAUCAUCUAUUGACAGGAUUGAGUCCACCUCCACUUCCAUCCUUGUCCAUCUCCGAACCUCCAACAUCUGCAUCGCUACAAAAGGGUAAAAGAAGGAAUUCCAAUUCUACUCCAAAGGGAACAAGUGGAAGUGCGCCUGAAGGAGGAUCAAAGAAAGUCACUACCAAGUGUUUGGGUUGCGGUGCUACUGAAACUCCAGAAUGGAGAAGAGGUCCCAUGGGUCCAAGAACUCUAUGUAAUGCUUGUGGUCUUGUGCAUAUGAAGCUACAACGAAAGAAGAAAAAAGCAGAAGAGAAAGCUAGGAUAGCGGCAGCUGCUGUUUCUGAACAGGUGGGGGUGCAGCAACUUAGAUCAUGA
Molecule: messenger RNA, 1743 nt
Organism: Kwoniella shivajii
Lineage: Eukaryota; Fungi; Basidiomycota; Tremellomycetes; Tremellales; Cryptococcaceae
Exons: 3
Coding region: 1-1743 (580 amino acids)
Biological process (GO): regulation of DNA-templated transcription
Molecular function (GO): sequence-specific DNA binding; zinc ion binding
Source: RefSeq, a predicted model, not a curated record